AUGAUCCCUGUAGGUGCGUCUGGAUGUGGAAAGUCAACAGUUAUUCAACUUUUAGAAAGAUUCUAUGAUGUUACAAGUGGGCAAAUAUUUCUUGAUGGCAUUGAUAUUCGACAAUUAAAUCUUCAUUCGGUUCGUUCCCAUUUUGGUCUUGUCAGUCAAGAGCCAAUUUUGUUCGACUUAACGAUUCGUGAAAAUAUAGCAUACGGUUUAGAAAAUGUUCCAAUGGAAGAUAUUAUCAACGCGGCGCGUAAAGCUAAUAUCCAUCAAUUAAUUGAGCAAUUGCCUCAGGGUUAUGAAACCAAAGUAGGGUUGAAAGGCAAUUUUCUAUCGGGUGGUGAGAAGCAGCGUAUCGCUAUUGCGCGAGUUCUUGUUCGUCGACCUAGAGUAUUGAUCUUAGAUGAAGCUACAAGUGCCAUGGAUUCGCAUAAUGAACAAAUUGUGCAAGAAGCUCUUGAACAGAUUCAAACACAAGAUUCUAGUCGAACAUCAAUCAUUAUUGCUCAUCGUCUUUCAACUAUUCGUUCAUGUGAUUUGAUUUGUGUGCUUGAUAGGGGACAUAUAGUAGAGAGUGGUACUCAUACAGAAUUGACCCAACUACGUGGAGCUUAUUAUAAAAUGCUUGCUCAAAAUACUUUACAAUAA
Messenger RNA from Rotaria sp. Silwood2, 642 nucleotides. The record is from the annotation of a GenBank genome assembly. NCBI's taxonomy places the organism in Eukaryota, Metazoa, Rotifera, Eurotatoria, Philodinida, Philodinidae.